This is a messenger RNA of Plectropomus leopardus (leopard coralgrouper), 2977 nucleotides long. It is a transcript of the gene tub, whose product is annotated as TUB bipartite transcription factor. The record is from RefSeq and is a predicted model, not a curated record. Lineage: Eukaryota; Metazoa; Chordata; Actinopteri; Perciformes; Serranidae. Gene Ontology annotation, biological process: protein localization to cilium. Gene Ontology annotation, cellular component: cilium.
CAGGAGCAGAGGAGGUGGAUGGGAGAGGAGAAGAGGAGAGGCAUUGACUGGAUGCGUACACAUGGGAGAGAAGAAAACGGGUAUUUCAUGCGCUCGGUGUGCAUCACUGAGGAGCGCGGCUGUCUGCCUGGAUUGUUAGUCAUUUGCUAGAGGACAUACGGAGAAACACGGGCAGGCUGGGGAAUACAGGGCUGCGUGCAGAGGAUGAACAGGCGACGUGGGCUCUCUGGCUGUGAUCGCUGUCCUCAGACCCCCGUAGCCACUUGCACUAGUGCUGUUGCAGGCCGUUAGCCUCACAGUUAGGAAGCAGCAGUCAGUGAUUGAUACAGAAUGAGCUCCAAGCACUCCUCCGACUGGAUUCCCUACAGCACUUUAGAUGAUGAGGGCACCAACCUCCGACAGCAGAAACUGGACAGACAGCGAGCGCUCAUUGAACAAAAGCAGAAGAAGAAGAGGCAGGAGCCUCUGAUGGUCCAGUCUAACGUGGACAGUAGAUCUCGCACUCGUCGGACCAAACAGAGCGAGGAACAGGCUCCGCUGGUGGAAUCCUACCUCAGCAGCAACAGCAGCACCAUCUACCACGUGCAAGAAGCUGAACAGGAGGAGGUGAAGGUGAUAGCGGACACACAGCCGCCUCGCUCAGCCAAGAAGGGCAAAGCCUCGGCCAGCUCAACUCCACAGACGGGCAGUGACAAGAAGGAGAGGAAGGGAAAGCACAAAGCGAUCGAUGGCCUGGCUUCCCUGCAGGAUGACGGUCAGAUCCAGAUCCUGACAGUGGGUCACCCCAGCACAGAGGAGGGCGAAUCAGAGCCUGUCAUGAGCUGCACACAGUCACAGAGUAAACAGGAUCUGCGCGUCACCAUGCUCAAGAAAGGUAUUUCCAGCAGUAUGAAUUUUGAUGAGGAAGAGGAUGACGAAGAUGAGAUCAGUUCCAGUUCCUCACAACUCAACAGCAACACGAGACCAGGCUCCGCCACUAGCAAGAAGUCAUGCAAGGAGGUGGCUUCAGCACCGACUCCACCAGUCAAUGAACCUGCUGUCGAUGUGGAUGACCUUGAAGAGUUUUCUCUGCGACCUGCACCCCAGGGCGUCAGAGUGAAGUGCAGAAUUACCAGAGACAAGAAAGGCAUGGACAGAGGCAUGUAUCCCACCUACUACCUUCACCUGGAGAGAGAAGACGGCAAGAAGGUGUUCCUGUUAGCAGGCAGGAAGAGGAAAAAGAGUAAAACAUCAAAUUACCUCAUCUCCAUCGAUCCCACUGAUCUUUCUCGAGGUGGAGAGAGCUUCAUUGGUAAAUUGAGGUCUAACCUCAUGGGAACUAAGUUCACUGUAUACGACAGCGGCCUGAACCCCAUGAAGAGCACCACCAGCCUUGAAGCUAGCAACCUGCGCCAAGAGCUAGCAGCCAUUUGCUAUGAAACCAAUGUUUUAGGAUUCAAAGGACCUCGCAAAAUGAGUGUCAUCAUUCCUGGAAUGAACAUGGACCACGAGAGAGUGUCUAUUCGCCCACGAAAUGACCAUGAGUCACUGCUGGCCAGGUGGCAGAACAAGAGCACAGAGAGUGUGAUCGAACUUCACAACAAGACGCCUGUGUGGAACGAUGACACACAAUCCUAUGUGCUCAACUUCCACGGCAGAGUCACUCAGGCCUCUGUCAAGAAUUUCCAAAUCAUUCAUGACAAUGACCCUGACUACAUUGUGAUGCAGUUUGGCCGUGUGGCAGAGGAUGUCUUCACCAUGGACUAUAACUACCCAAUGUGUGCCCUGCAAGCCUUUGCCAUUGCCCUCUCCAGCUUUGACAGCAAGUUAGCCUGCGAAUAGACCCCAGCCUGAAGUUCAGUGGAGAACUGGUCCAUCUGUCCUCUCAACAAGGGCUGUUAAUGUAUCCCUGGGGCUGGUUUGAGAUUUCCAAAUCACCCAGUACCAAGGAAGUCCUGCAUAUUCCAGAAUGCUUUAUGGGCCUCAAGUUUUGUGUGUAUGUGUGUAUGUGUUGGGGGGUGGGACUUCGGGAAGGUCUUGGUCAGUGGAAGAAAACAAGCACAAACAGUAAUCCACUUUCAAAAUCCAAUUCAUUUGUUUUGAUAACUAUAGUCAUUUUGUACUGUAAUGGCAUUAUGAAAACAAACACUGUUCCUUUAGGUAGUAGUUAGAGAAAUUUAACAUUUCUUUAUCUGUAAAUUAUAACUAACAAUUAUACAUCUGUAAGUUUUAAAAGCCGACUGGGGUUUAUGUAAUCUGCCACACAAAACUGUCACACUUUUCCUCAAGCAUGACUACUGCUUCAAUAGUUACUGCAUUUAAACACCAUGCACGCCAUAUAUUUAUUUUGUUAUUUAUGUAUUUAUUACAUUUUGUUUGUUGUUACCAUUUGCAGCCAUUUCAGCAGAAUAAGCUCUCUGGAGCUGCAAGCACACAGAUUAGCAUCACAAGAAGGAAUAUCUCUCAUUUCCACACAAAACAAUUAGCAAUGUGUGACGUGAAAAGGGCAGAGGCGUGUUACACUGUACCAUAUACAAUAUUGUGUCACAGUGUCAUGUAUGCGAAUGUAUAGGAUGAUGGUGCACUUUACUUUGAAGUCUGUAGUGGAUGAGAUAUAGCUGUACAUACUUUAUUGUGCCUUUGAAGACUAAUUCCAGUGUUAUGCUUUGGCCAUAAAAAGGAGCUGAGCUUGAAUUGGUCUUUGCUAUUCUCGCUGUCUUCUCAUGCAUUGGAGAUAAUUCUCUGUAGCUACUUUGAAUUCAGCUGUCUGAUGCAGGGGUCAUUUAGACUGAUUAGAUGGCUGGAGUUGCAAAAACCUCCAGAAACCAGUGGCGCCCCCGAUACAAUUGUUGGCCUCCCCCUGGUGAUAUAACUGAGAGUCAGUUUUACAAUCUGUACUUGCUCUUUCUAGCUCUUUAAAUACUUCUUUGAAUCCUCUAUCAGCAUAACUUUUCUUGUGCUGCAUUUAGAUGCCGUCACAAAUAUUCAAACCUUCCAA